Molecule: messenger RNA, 808 nt
Organism: Microtus ochrogaster (prairie vole)
Lineage: Eukaryota; Metazoa; Chordata; Mammalia; Rodentia; Cricetidae
Product: testis expressed protein 56-like
Source: RefSeq, a predicted model, not a curated record
AGUCAGAGACCAGAAAGCCUCUUCCAUCACCUCCUCCUGGAGAUGGUAGUAAGCUGAGGCAAAGACCAGUCACAAGACACACUGGCACAUUUCGUGUCUUCUGCUUGGUUUUCUCUUUAACUUAACGAGCCAUCAUGGGAACAAUCAACAACAAUCCUUCAUUCUUAAACGUCUAUGAGAAGAUGAAAAAUUAUACCCAACCCGACACCCUGUGUCACACAUUCGACCUUCUCUCUAACCUUCACAAGUUGCUUCCGAAUCACUUGGUGGAAGUGCUUCAUUCCUAUAGAAGUGAAAGUGACAAAAUCAAAUGUGAGAAUUCUGAAUUCUCUGGCAUGGAAAAGGUCCUAGCAAGACAUCAGUUGCCAAGGGAGGUUAGUCUAUCUCCGAAGCCAAGCAAAAUGCCCUUGUGGAAAAGAAAAAUUAUCAACAAUAUCAGUGGCAACUGGAAGAAAUGCCAUAUGUGGAAUAAAAACAUAUAUGAACCACCCAUGUGCACGAUCAUUGCCAGGUGGGCGAAAAAGAACAUGCAACCUGCGGAGGACCUCAAGUCGGGGAUCCAAAGACUGUCCGUACUAGGCCCAAUUGUCUCAGUCACUCCUUGUGGGCGCCAAAGUGCUGUCGUGGUGUUCAAAGACACGACCUCAGCUUGCAAGGCUGUGAGUGCUUUUCCGACCAUGUCCGCAGGCACUAUGUUCCAGUGCUCAUGGCAGCAUUGUUUCAUGUCAAAAAAUAAACUUUGGUCAAGAAAACACCCUUCAAGAAUAUAAUAGACAACGUAGCUUCAAGAAUAUAAUCAGAAAAGAAA